Sarcophilus harrisii (Tasmanian devil) is the source of this 3578-nucleotide messenger RNA. RefSeq names its product niban apoptosis regulator 3 (gene NIBAN3). The transcript has 14 exons. The coding region runs from base 974 to 3160 and encodes 728 amino acids. NCBI's taxonomy places the organism in Eukaryota, Metazoa, Chordata, Mammalia, Dasyuromorphia, Dasyuridae. The record is from RefSeq and is a predicted model, not a curated record.
CAGGGGCACACAUAUACACAUACAACCUGGUCUUUUCUCUGUAGCCGUGAUAGACCUAGGUUAUCUGGGUCCCUUUGGACUGGUCCCUCCCCAUCUCUCAAGGGCCUUUGCCCCUCACCAACAGGCCACCUGAUGAUGGGCUGGUCAUUUGGCCCCACCGAGAUGGACACGUGGUCACAACCUUCUGUGCACCUGUGGAAGAUCUCUACCCUGGAGGAGAUAACCUUGACCUUGGAAAAUCUCUAACUGAAACAGAGAACAGAAAACAGGUGCAGGGUGGGGCUGGAGGCAUUUCCCCGGAGCUGAUGAGACCAAAACAUGCUUCGGUUUCACUGUUUAGAUUAAAAAUUGCCCUUUCAUCCAUCACAAGGUCCCUUCUCUCUGGUCACUCAUGGACACUGCAGCUUCCAUAGACAAAUGGAAAUAGCCACAGAGCCAGAGAAGAGGGUUAGGAAGGAGACUGAGAAGCCAAAAGAAAGCUUUUAACCUUUAUCACCAAUUCUUUUUCUAAGCAAAUGGGUGUGCUCAGUCUCCUGUGGUUGGCAGGUGUGGCCAGAGCAUCCCCUGGUGAGAGCUGGUGCCCCCACUACUUAAACGUUUCUCUAUGUCUUGUCUCUGGAGAAUUAACAAUUUUUGGAGUCCCCCCACCCACAACACAAGGUUCACUUCUCUCAUGGACUGGAUCCGUUUUUUUAGUGCCAUCAAGGAGGGGUUCAGCUCCCCUCCAAGUCUUUCUUGUUGCAGAGUUGGCUCUGCUAGGGUGGUCUAUCAGGACCUGGUGGCUUAGAGUCACAGCACGUUAAUAAGAGAUUGCUAGAACUGAUUUCGAGCUGUUCAAUCCCAGAGAAAUUCCCUACACAUUUAAUUUCUCUGAGCUACUAAUCAGGAGGUUCCCUCAGGGCUGAGUGGGAUUCCCCGAGCGGCUAUUCUGUUCUCACCAACCUUCCAGCAGAACCUUUGUGGAAAAAGAGAGAUGGGGGCCCAGAGCUCGAGCCACCUGGGGGAGAGACGGCGCCAGUACCUGAGAGGCCGGACAGAAGCUUUCCUGAACGACUUCAUGCCGCAUUACCGAAGGCAGCUUGCUGCGGCCUUUCUGAGGCAAAUCUCCAGAGAACUGAUGCCUCAGGGAGAGCCAGGCUUCCAGCUAUUGAAGAGUGAAAAGCCUCCCCAGGCCGUGAUGCAUGAAGGGAUUCUGACCCACUUGCAAAGGAACUCCCCGAAAUGGAAGGAGAGCUACUGGGUCCUAUGUGGAGACUCUUCUCUAGAGUGGUUUGGCAGUAAAGAGGAACAGAAAUGUGGUGAUGAGCCACAGGGGUCUAUUGCAUUGACUGGUUACAAACUAGUGACCUCAUGGAAGGAAUGUCUCUAUCAUGGUUCAACAGGGAACCAUCUCAUUCAAGAUCCAGAUCCAAUCAUCGAGCCCCCUUUGGGAUUUCCCAUCUAUCUCUGUCACCCUUUCCGCCAGCCCCUUUGCAUAUGCACAGACACGGUAGAAUCCCAGGACAGCUGGAAAUCUGUCCUGAGAGAUGGGAUUCGGCGCCGGGGCACAGUUUUACAGAGAAGAGAAUCCCCCGACACGGAGGCCUUUCUGGAGGCAGUGAAGUCUUACAGGCAGGAGAAAGGCAUUUAUGGAGUCGACAGCCUCCUUUUGGGCACCGAUGCAGAGGUUCUCACCAAUCUGCUGAUGCGAGAUCUGUUGCCAAAGCUUCGGGCCCAGAAGCCAGCCAUGCUCAGGGGUGUGGGAAGUCGGAGGAAAUGGGCCUGGCGGAAGUUCUUAGAUGAAGUUUAUAUUCUAGUAUUAAAGCUGGUCUCCUCUGAACUCCAAAAUUUCCAUCAAGAAAAGGAAGAACUCCAGAAAGAGUUGGAGAAGAAAAUUCGUCCUGAUGCGGAUCAGAUGCUUGCAUUAAGCAAUCAGAUUGCUCAAAAACUUCAAACAAUGGUAUGUGGCCCUGUUGAGUCCUCCCUCAGCCGGGAAGUAGAGCCUCAGCUGGCCUGGGUGAUGGAGGAGCUUCUUCACCCUGUUCACCAAGGGAUUGGUAUGAUUGGUACCCUCCUUGUCCAUCGAAUGGACAGUCUGAUCAGAAAUGUGCAGAGAAGUCGGGUUGUUGCUGUACUGAAAGAGGAGGUUUGCUCAUUGGGAAAUUUGCCCUGGGACUUAGAACUGAUGCAGCCAUGCUACCAGAAAGCAGAGCUCUAUUGGGGCAGUCUUCAGGGUUUGAAGGAGAGAUUUGGUUUCCAUGGCACUAAAAACCUUGUCUUUAGUGCUCAGGAUCUCAUGCAACAGCUGAUGGAGAAUGCUGUGUACACCUUCCAACAGCUUUCAGCCCAACAUGUGUUCUCAGCCACUCGCCGAAGACACGUCCUCUGCAUGCUGGAGAAGGUCAAGGGGCGUGUGUUAAAAAAAUUUGAGUCUGACUGCAGAUUUGCUCAAAAGCGUUUUGUUCAAGAAUGGCUCGUCCAGAUUUUCCUUCCUUUCUUGCUGAGAAGAAUGGAGGUGAACUGCAAAGUGGAGUUGCAUAAGUAUGAGAAAGAUGUGUUUGCAGACUAUAGUCACAUCAUCACCAUUGAAAAUAUUUAUGAAGAUGUAGUCCUGAGUUUCCUGAACCAGAAGGUGAACAGAGGAAUAGAUACAGCAGCUGAACUAAGGGCCUUCCAUCCUGGGAAGAAGGAGGUGACUGCAGAGACAUGUGCUCCUGCUGCACUUUCCAUGUGGAAUUUAGAAACCAUUCAUUCUUCUCUGCAGUGGGACCUAGACACCUGCCAAGAUCUCCAAAAUUCCCAUUGUGAAGGAAGUCAGGAAGAAAUUGGGAGAAGUAGUAGGGAAACCUGCUCUAUUCAGUGGCCACCUGAAUUGCUGGACAAGGACCCAGAUGAGACUGAAAGGAGCAAUCUUUUGGAAGGGUUGACUAUAGCCAUGGACAUGGACAUUUUCCAGACAGAUCUAUUAGAAAUGGAUAUGAAAGAGAAGAGUAACAUCACUGAGUGGAGCCAGCCCACAGAGUUUUUGAAAUCCCAAUGCCCAGGCAGUGAGGCAGGUGACGUACAAACACAGCUGAUGGUGGAUGGCAUAUACUCCAAUAUUGCUGUAAAGACUCUACAUGGAGAAAUAAGGAAAGGAAAGGCAGUGAUCAUGGAAACACUUGAAGGGGAAAUAUUAUGAAAAAGGGCCACAUUAUCCAUCCUGGAGGAAAGGCAUCCAGCCUUCUGUUGAUGACAAUUAGGAGACAUCUAUCUACUCUGAAAACCAAAAUUCAGGGCAGCCUCUCCUAAGCUCAGGGACAAAAACAAAAAUAAUUUCAUGGGAUUCUACUUCUCUAUACAAGAAGGGAAAAUGUCAAGGUCAAAUAAUGAUAAAGGCUUUGGAAUAAUAAACACAUUGAUACAAGUUAAAUAAUUUAGUAUUUCAUAGCAUAAAUCUCAUUGGGGUCAUGCUCUCAGGAUUUCACAGAAUUUUAGAAGAAUGAAGGAAAUAAGAAAAAAAAUUAAACACAUACAUAUGCCAAGUAUUAUGAUCAGCACUUUAAAGGUAUUAUCUUAUUUGGUCUUCACAAUAACCCUAUAAAGUAGGUGCUAUAAUU